Molecule: messenger RNA, 1248 nt
Organism: Phycodurus eques (leafy seadragon)
Lineage: Eukaryota; Metazoa; Chordata; Actinopteri; Syngnathiformes; Syngnathidae
Gene: cd74a
Product: CD74 molecule, major histocompatibility complex, class II invariant chain a
Exons: 7
Coding region: 110-667 (185 amino acids)
Biological process (GO): protein trimerization; immune response; intracellular protein transport
Cellular component (GO): membrane
Molecular function (GO): MHC class II protein binding; macrophage migration inhibitory factor binding
Source: RefSeq, a predicted model, not a curated record
UUGUUUUAAGAGAAGCACUGUACUGCAUUUAUAUGGGAAAACUCUGCCCUUGUCCCACUGUGGGUGCUGUAGUGUGACGGGAAGAAGCCUCGAGAGAAACAAAAGACAAAUGGAGGAGAUUGGUGAAAAUGCUCCCCUGGAAAGGGCAGGCAGUGCUGACAACCUGAUUCGUGUUGAAAGAUCCAGAAGGGGCUCCAAUAGCUACGCCCUGAAGGUGGCAGGCCUGACUAUGCUGGCAUGCCUGCUGCUGGCCAGUCAAGUGUUUGUGGCCUACAUGGUGUUUGACCAGAAGCAGCAGAUCCAAAUUCUCCAGAAGAACUCUGACAAUCUCAACAGGCAGCUGCACGCAGCUCAAGUGGCUACAAUAAAGAUGCGUGAACCAAUGAACAGCUUCCCUAGGAUACAUGCGUUUGUGGAUUUUGACUCGGUGGCGACCGAGGCACCUGUGAAACAAGAGAAGAAGAGGGAUUCCGUUGGCAUGGAUGAAAUGAUUGGGCUCAUGGAGGAAAACUUUGAGAUGCCCAAGUUCAACGACACCAUAUUGGCCAACCUGCAGAGCCUAAAGAAGCAGCUGAACGAGACUGAGUGGAAGGGCUUUGAAUCUUGGUUGCGCAACUGGCUCAUCUUCCACAUGUCCCAGCAGAUGCCUAUAACCGCAACAGUUUGAAGAAGAAGUGAAGCCAAGUGCUGUAUAUUUCUUCAUCUUCAUCUGGUUGAUAUAUGCAUGAUUAUCAUUUUACUUCAUAUAUUGUAAUGGAACUAACUGCUUUAGUGGGGCCACAUUAUACACAAUUGCUUGUUACGAGGGAAGCUUUCUUUCGUUCUCAAUACCAUUUUCAACUAAAUAUCAAAAUAAAUCAGUAUACUUUUCAGUUUUUUUGUUUGCCUUUCAAAAUGCUUAAAAGUUUUUUUUGUUUUUUUUUUAUAAACACUCUUGGAUUCGAUCCCGUUACAUUGGGCUAGCAUAGGCCUACUUAAAUGAUUUGUUAAUCAUCAAUCGUUGUUGUUUUUUUGUUUUUUAAAAAAAUGUAUUUUGUUUGUCUGGCAAUGUUGUUGAUUUGUGCUUUUCUACAUCAUGAAGAUUGACAUUGUGAUGCAGAAAAAGUUCCACAAAAAUUUAGUUUAUUCUUUCAUACAAACCUACAUGUGAAAUAUAUGUUGCAAGGCUUGGGUGAAUAAGUUUAAGAAGUUGGUGAAGAACUUUAUUUGCAAUUCUCUCCACCAAAAUAAAGUUUUUGUUCGACUCUA